GUUGUUGUUGUCAAUAUUUAAGGCAUCAUUGUGGGUCAAGGGUCAGUUGACUGGCCUAACCCUGGAAAUAUAACAUAUGUUGGUAAAAUGCGCCCCAAGACUUCCUUGAGGAACUUCAGCUGUAUCAGCAAAGUUUAAGCAUUGUAUAAGGAUCAAGCAGAGAUUCAAUCUCAUUAAGUUAAUUGGCAAAAUGCUCCGGUUUUGUCCGCUCACCAUACCGUUGCCCAGACGCUUACAAACAGCUGCAGUUUGUUGUGGUGCCCUUUUUAUUUUUUUGGGGCAUACCAUCGGAUGCCUACUGUUUCUAGCUAUUUUCUUGUCAAGGUUUUGGCUGAUUGCUGUCUUAUAUGCUGUUUGGAUGAUUUAUGACCGACGGGUUUCGUCCCAAGGAGGUAGACGAUUGCAAUGGUUCAGAAAGCUGUCAAUAUGGCGUUACCUAAGAGAUUACUUCCCUGUCACUCUCGUGAAGACUGCUGAUCUCGAUCCAAGAAGGAACUAUAUUUUGGGAUAUCAUCCACAUGGUGUUAUUGGAGCUGGUGCCUUUGUAAAUUUCGGGACUGAAGGAAAUAAAUUCUCUGAAGUUUUUCCUGGAAUCACUCCUUACCUUCUAACAUUAAAAUUGUUAUUCAAGUUUCCGUUCUUCAGAGACAUUUUACUUGCACAUGGUAUUUGUGAUGUUUCUAAAGAGAGCAUAACACAUUUGUGUACUGGGAAAGAAGGUGGAAAUGCUGUGAUAAUAGUUGUAGGUGGAGCUGCAGAAUCUCUAGAUGCACAUCCUGGAGAGGCCACGUUAACUCUUAAAGAUCGAAAAGGCUUUGUAAAGAUGGCUUUACUUACAGGCACUGCCCUGGUACCCGUUUUUUCAUUUGGUGAAAACGACCUUUACUGCCAAGUUGAUAAUCCUCAAGGCUCGUGGCUUCGGCGGUUUCAAACAAAGUUUAUGAAGAUUGUAUCCUUUGCACCAGUGCUUUUUCAUGGCCGAGGAAUAUUUCAGUAUAAUUUUGGAUUUUUACCGUACAGACAUCCAGUAACUACAGUUGUUGGUGCCCCUAUUCCUGUUUAUAAGAGAACAAAUCCGACGAUGGAGGACAUAGAUAGAAUCCACCAGAAAUAUAUUCAAAGAUUACAAAUCUUGUUCGAUAAAUACAAACCAAAAUAUGCUGCAGAUCACCCUAAUUCUAAGUUAAUGAUUCAUUGAUGAACUUUUGUUAGUUUUUGCUCAAAGGUGAAUUCGAGGUCGUGUCUGAUUACGACAUGUUGUUAUUGUUACUUUACUAAAACAGACGUAUUUCUGAGUGAAGAUUUGAAUACUCUACAAUGGUUUGCGUGAAUGGAAUAAGGCAUUUAGUUUUUUUAUGCACGAACUGACGUGAUUGAAUACACAAAUUAUAUAACCGAUUUUAGAUAGAAAUUAUACAACUUGGUAUCGUUGUCAUUGUCAAGAAGGGCACUUGGUAUCAAGUUUAGUGUGUUUUUUAUAAUUAAAUAUUUGCAAGGUUUCUGUCAUUUGACUGGACUGGAGAUUAUUCCAGGACCAGUCGGUAAACUUGGAUACGUUUACUAAUGUGGCUAAUAUACGGAUUAACUCUCGCAAUAUUUACUACGUUGUGUUAGCAUUAUUUUACCUUUGUUUCGUCAAAGACAUUCUGGAAACACUACAAUAGGCCCUAGAAAAAUAUGCCUUUUUACUGUUGUAUCGUUGCAGCAGCGAUUACUUGGGGAGGGGUUGUUUUGUCACAACAGCAUUUUUCUAUAGCCUGAUAACCAGCCCAUUAUAUAUGUGAAAAUUGGAUGGUUAUCAAGCUGAUUCCCCUGGGACAGUUACGUCGUCGUCCAACGAAAGAAAUAAUUUUCAAGUAAAAUGGUUAACAAUUAUUACGUUAGAUCCUUACAAAAUAUGUCUAAUACGGAAGCCCUGAACAAUCUAUAAAAAUGUUGGAAAAUCUAUCCCGCUGUGCUUGCCCUGUCCCUCUGUCUCAAAACCUCUUUACUCCUAUACUUUAGAUUUAGCGUAAAACUGGCAAAGUACCUUCGAAAUUUUUCAAUAGAAUAUAAUAAUAUAAGUACUGAAUGUAAUUCAUAGAAUUAAAUAUCAAAUUAUUCAAUGUAUUUUGUAACUAAGCGUAUAUUUUGUAAUUAAUUUGCAUUUGAAAUGAGAUAUCGAUACGUAUGUUGAGCAUUUUGAAAUUUUAUAUGGAAUUUGUAAAA
Rhopilema esculentum is the source of this 2208-nucleotide messenger RNA. RefSeq names its product 2-acylglycerol O-acyltransferase 2-A. Gene Ontology annotation, cellular component: endoplasmic reticulum membrane. Lineage: Eukaryota; Metazoa; Cnidaria; Scyphozoa; Rhizostomeae; Rhizostomatidae. Gene Ontology annotation, biological process: triglyceride biosynthetic process. The record is from RefSeq and is a predicted model, not a curated record. Gene Ontology annotation, molecular function: diacylglycerol O-acyltransferase activity.